Alnus glutinosa is the source of this 1011-nucleotide messenger RNA. RefSeq lists its product as uncharacterized. NCBI's taxonomy places the organism in Eukaryota, Viridiplantae, Streptophyta, Magnoliopsida, Fagales, Betulaceae. The transcript is spliced from 7 exons. The record is from RefSeq and is a predicted model, not a curated record. Bases 155 to 829 code for a protein of 224 amino acids.
AGCAUUGUGGCGGUCAGAGGCGCAAAGUGCAACAUGAUCUUUCUUCACUCUUUCCAAGUCCCAAAAUUUGGCGCGAAAAUUGGGUACUGGGAUUAUUAGGGUUUUUCAAUUUGGGUUGUAAAAUACUUUUGCAGUUUUGUUCUGAGUAGAAGAAAUGGCUUCGCACGGUGGGAAAGACUCGUCAUCACCUUCACGAUCCUCACCAGAAAAGUUAUCCCCUGUAGUGGUCCUCGCUCAUGGGGCCGGUGCUCCUUCCUCUUCCGAUUGGAUGAUCAGAUGGAAAAAUAUGUUGGGCAAGGCGCUGAAUGCUGUUGAAGUAGUUACCUUUGACUACCCUUACAUUUCUGGUGGAAGAAGGAAGGCUCCUCCCAAGGCAGAGAAAUUGGUUGAGUUUCAUGCAGAUAUUGUUAAAAAGACUGUUGCUAAGUACCCUGGGCAUCCACUGAUUUUGGCAGGGAAAUCCAUGGGUUCAAGAGUCAGCUGCAUGGUAGCUUGUGAUGAAGACAUCUGUGCUUCAGCAAUAGUUUGCUUGGGAUACCCACUAAAGGGGAUGAAUGGAGCAGUACGAGAUGAAACGUUGUUGAGAGUUACAGUUCCUAUAAUGUUUGUACAGGGUAGCAAAGACACUAUGUGUCCACUGGAAAAGCUGGAAGCCAUUCGCAAGAAGAUGAAAUCUCUUAUUGGUUUGCAUGUGAUUGAUGGUGGUGACCACUCCUUCAAGAUUGGAAAGAAGCACCUUCAAACCAAGGGGUCAUCCCAAGAUGAAGCUGAAGAUCUUGCCAUUCAGGCCAUUGCAGUAUUUGUGUCUAGGUGUAUAGGAGCAAGAUAGUGUUUGUAAUGACGAGUUCAGAGCAGUAUAUAUAUAGUCGUGCUGGAGAGAGCGCUCAAGAUCAUUUUUGAGAAGUUAGAUCCCAUUUGGUUGGCGCGGAUGUGGAGAAAACCUAGUGAAUCCCGUUGGAAUAUGAUAGGUAUCAUCUUUAUGCUUUAUCUUCUUAAAUGUAGGAUUUGACU